Molecule: messenger RNA, 1689 nt
Organism: Durusdinium trenchii
Lineage: Eukaryota; Dinophyceae; Suessiales; Symbiodiniaceae
Source: the annotation of a GenBank genome assembly
AUGAGGGCAGUCAACGAUUGGUUGGAGCACAAGGGCUUGGGGAGGUAUGCCGAGAAGAUCGUCGAAGUGACCGAUGUCACCUGCUUGGAAGACUUUAAGAUGAUUGAUGCCAAGAUGGCAGAGCAGAUCAUCGAGACUCUGCAGUUGAAGCUCUUCUGCAGCGCUUUGCUUUGUGAGCCAUUCCAGUCGAAGGCUGGGUCUGUUGGGAAACCUGGGAUGAAGCUGGUCACGGCGGAGAAGUUCCGGCAAGCUGUGGCGGAAGUCAUCGGUGCCCGACUCGAGGGCGCUGUAGCCGCUCCACCACCGCCUCCAGAGGAGCCGUUGCAGGAGGUGAUUGCCAUUUGCAUUGAUCGCUCAGGACGGUGUGCGACGGUGUGCCCUCUUGCGGGGCCCAAGGCACUGGCAUCAACGACCGCAGGAUCGAUGGGAACUCCCUUCGCAGAGGUCACGUUGAAUGUGGUGAAAGGCGAAACCCGAGAUUCCGUGGCGCAGCGCACUCGGAUGGAAGCGGUGAAGGCCAUGUUCUACGCCUUCCGAGAUCGAGUCGAGAGCAUGGGCAGUGGAAAAUAUCAUUUAGGAUUGCUUCAAUUCGAUGACAAGGUCGAGCGCAUGCUGGACACCACGCCGUCCCUGGAUCUAUUUGAAUCAGUGGUGGAUGACAUGAAGAAGAGGGGACAGACGGCGAUCUACUCUUCCAUCGUUGAGGCGAACGCCGUGCCACGAAGUUUCAGCGUCGUGCAACGAGUGGACGACGUGGCAACCUGGGCACGCACCGUGCACCAGGAGGAAGGUUUCCUGCGACGGGCGACUCGGAUGUUGGAGAAGUACUUCAGCACCGACUCCAAAGUGGACCUCCGAAUCUUGGUGCUCACCGAUGGGCAAAACAACUCCGGUGUCUCUCCAGAAGCAGCCUUUGAAGCUGUCAACAACAUCGGAGCAGUGGUGGACGCCAUCAUCGUGGGGAACAAUCCUGACAGCGACUUGCGACGCAUCGUGACGGCCACCGAUGGGCAGUGCUACCAGAUCGGCCAUCUGGGCGAAGGCUUUGAACUGCUGGAGUCGGAGGCCGUCGUCUCCCUGAAGGCGCGCCGCGGAGGCCUGGAGAAGCCGCCCUACCAGCCGCGCGAGGUGCAUUUCAAGAGUGUCAAGGAGAGGGAGAUCAUCUCUGGCUCCAAUGUGCCCCGAGUACGCGACUUCGUUCAGGAGCGUUUGGCACAGCAGAAGGUCGUGUCUCUGGCCUCGGUGGAGACCGAAGCGCUGAAGAAGGAAUCGCACCUGAGCUCGGGUGCCUUGCGACGCAUUCUCAUGGAGUUGAAGCGCCUCAACGAGGGCGCCCCGCCGGGGAUCCACGUCUUCCCCACGGAAGAUGUGAGCUUCUGGCGCGUGCUGAUGGAAGGGCCUCCCCAGAGUCCCUUUGAGGGAGGUAUCUUCGCCUUGGAUGUGCUUUUGCCCAACGAGUAUCCCUUCCAGCCCCCGAAGAUCACCUUCCAGACGCCGAUUUAUCAUUGCAAUGUGAAUGCCAACGGAGGAAUUUGUCUCGACAUCCUCAAGGAGUCCUGGUCACCCAACUUGACCGUGCAGCAGUGCCUCACCUCCAUCCGUGCGCUGCUGGCGGAGCCCAACCCCGAGGAUGCGCUCCGCCAGUGGAUCGCCGAGCUCACCUUGGCGUAUAAGCCGCUUGGCUUCUAG